AUGCCAUCCCUCGCCUACAUCCUCGCCUCCACCCUCAUCCUCCUGACCACGGCCUUCCUCCGUCUCAUCUACAUCCUCCCCGCCUUCCACCGCAGCCGUCCACCCCCACGCGCACGCGGGACGCCGACCCACCUUCUCGUCGUCCUCGGCAGCGGCGGGCACACGGCCGAAAUGCUCUCCCUCCUCGCCUCGCUCGAUCCGGCCCGUUACACAUACAGAUCCUACGUGAUCGGAAGCGGGGACGACUUCAGCGCUGGGAAAGCUCAGGGGUUCGAGCGAGGUCUUGCGGCCAGGGAGGAGGAGGGGGAUGAGAAGAAGAGGCGAGGGACUGUCGGCUUGACGGGUGCGGAAGGGGAAGAGAUGACGGGGAUCUUGAGGAGGGACUAUAGCAUCCACACCGUCCCUCGAGCUCGGCGGAUACAUCAAUCACUUUUGACCUCGCCGCCGAGCUCGCUGAGGUGUCUUUACGCCGGUCUCAUGCUACUCUACUGGCAUCCCAAAGGGUAUCCGGAUCUCAUACUCACGAACGGGCCUGCUACCUCUCUCGUUCUGAUUUUGGCGGCGACGAUCUUGCGCUACUUCUCUUUCCUGCCUCUCGUCGGUCCAGCUAGGCAGUCUGUGCGAGGCCAGGGCAGCGCGGGCAAAAUGCGGGUGAUCUAUGUUGAAUCCUGGGCGCGGGUCAAACGGCCAAGUUUGAGUGGAAGAAUCAUCGUGUGGUGCGGUCUUUGUGACCGGGUGCUGGUGCAGUGGAAAGGUUUGCAAGAUAGGGGCUGGGGAGAAUACAAGGGAGUACUUGUCCGAUGA
Letharia lupina is the source of this 804-nucleotide messenger RNA. RefSeq lists its product as uncharacterized. The record is from RefSeq and is a predicted model, not a curated record. Gene Ontology annotation, cellular component: UDP-N-acetylglucosamine transferase complex. Gene Ontology annotation, biological process: dolichol-linked oligosaccharide biosynthetic process. Bases 1 to 804 code for a protein of 267 amino acids. The transcript is spliced from 2 exons. NCBI's taxonomy places the organism in Eukaryota, Fungi, Ascomycota, Lecanoromycetes, Lecanorales, Parmeliaceae.